Cucurbita pepo subsp. pepo (vegetable marrow) is the source of this 1043-nucleotide messenger RNA. RefSeq names its product protein VASCULATURE COMPLEXITY AND CONNECTIVITY. The record is from RefSeq and is a predicted model, not a curated record. NCBI's taxonomy places the organism in Eukaryota, Viridiplantae, Streptophyta, Magnoliopsida, Cucurbitales, Cucurbitaceae.
AUUGCUUUAAGCAAACCGCCAAAGAUUAGACAAUACAACCCACAAAAGCAAGUACCAAAAUAAGGGGUUUGAGGGUUCAACCAGAGCGCUUCUGUGAACCAUUUUUCUCCUCAUCAUACGGACGUAGGGAUGGAGAGAAGGGUUUUAAUGGUGUGUUCUGUUGUGGGUUUAUUGGGGAUUUUGUCGGCUGUCACUGGUUUUGUUGCUGAAGCUACUAGAAUCAAGGGCUCGCAGGUUCAGUUCGUUUCGACAUCUGAGUGUGCAUAUCCCCGAAGUCCUGCUAUGGGUCUCGGUUUAACGGCUGCGAUUUCUCUGUUGAUUGCUCAGCUAAUUAUAAAUGUUUCUAGUGGUUGCAUUUGUUGCAAAAGAAGUCCUAAUCCUUCCAAUCCUAAUUGGAAAAUAGCACUCCUGAGCUUUGUUAUUUCGUGGUUCAGUUUCGUCAUAGCGUUCUUGUUGUUGCUGACUGGUGCAGCCCUGAAUGACCAGCAUGGUGGAGGGACUAUGUACUUCGGUAACUACUACUAUUACUGCUACGUUGUGAAACCCGGAGUCUUUGCGGGAGGUGCCGUUCUGUCGUUUGCUAGUGUUCUAUUGGCAAUAGUCUAUUAUCUGACUUUAAAUCUAGCAAAGAACAACAGCCCUCUAUGGGGGAAUCCUGUUCCAGCUCAGGGCAUUGCUUUGGGGCAGCCUCAGUUCCCGCCACAAAAUACGCAACAACCCGUGUUCGUUCAUGAAGACGUGUAUGCACGACGACAGUAUGCGUGAUUCAUAGCCCGGUCAGGUAACCGAGCAGCAAACUUUUGUUAGUUGGUGAACGUAUGAAGAAAUGAAACACUUGGUGUGUCAAUAGGCUUAGAGAAUGGACAAGAAGGAUAAGGAAAUUUGUUGGUGUUGUUUUUGCUUUGUUUCUGUAUCCAAUUAGGUUAUUAGGUGAGAGAGGCUGGCUGUAUAGUAAGAUUUAUCAAACAAAAGUAAAAGUAAGGCUUUCAUGGAUUUUGGGUUAGAUUUUAUGUCAUUCUUUGAAUCAUACUCUUUGAAUCAUA